Molecule: messenger RNA, 537 nt
Organism: Cyprinus carpio (common carp)
Lineage: Eukaryota; Metazoa; Chordata; Actinopteri; Cypriniformes; Cyprinidae
Product: cdc42-interacting protein 4 homolog
Exons: 6
Coding region: 16-537 (173 amino acids)
Biological process (GO): signal transduction
Source: RefSeq, a predicted model, not a curated record
UGAUUAGCCGCUCUGAUGAGGUGUCUGUGUGUGCAGGAAACGCUGGCUCUAAUAGAGCAGUACAGAUCAGGCGCGGCGCCCCCUGCUGACGUGGAGUUUGAGGAUUACAGUCAGGGAGUCAAAGCUGCUGCAUCUGACAACACAACCACACACCUGCCGAAAGUCCGCAUCAAACAGCUGUUCCACAAGAAAAACAAGGUGACGUUUCCUGAUAAAAACACGCCGUCCUCGCUGGAGGAUCUCUCUCGUCUCCCUCCGGAUCAGAGGAGGAGACGCCUGCAGGAGAAGAUCGAUGACAUCCAGAAGGAGCUGCAGAGAGAGAUGGAGCAGAGCGAGGCUCUGAUGAAGAUGAAGGGUGUUUAUGAGCAGAACUCUCAGCUUGGAGAUCCGUCCAGCCUUCAGCCUCAGAUCACACAAACCGCUCAUGACAUCGCCAGACUGAGAGGAGAGCUCAACAAAUACCAGGUCCAGCUCGCUGAAGCCGGCGGUGGGACGCUGCAGCACUAUCCCGCCAGUUCAGAGUACAUCACCGUGUAA